AUGAAUUCUUCCUCAAUAUUUCAAGAGUUGUCCAGUAGUAAUCUCAUCUCAUUAGAUAUUGGAGGUUGUGGUAUUUCAAGUUCAGUUCUAGAUUCCCUUCAAAAUCUAACAAAUCUUAUUAGCCUCGACUUGUCUGACGAUCAACUCACUAAGAGAAUACCUAAAUCAUUGGGUAACUUUUGUAAUUUGAGAGAGAUUGAUUUGUCUUUUAACAAUAUUGGUAAUAUUAGUCUGACAUAUUUUCUUGAAAGUUUUUUCGAGUGCAAAUCACCUGCCUUGGAGUCAUUAUCCUUGAUCGGGAACCAUAUAACUGGUAUAAUUCCUCAUUCCAUAGGAAACUUGUCAUUUCUUAGAACAUUAUAUCUUACUGAUAAUCAAAUUUCUGGUCCCAUUCCAUACUCAAUUGGAAAAUUAUCAUCAUUGGAGGCCUUGGGUAUUAGUUAUAAUCGACUGGAUGGCAGCCUUCCUGAUAGCCUCGGACAACUUUCAAAGUUGAUUCUUUUAGAUUUUUCUCAUAAUUUGCUUACAGGUGUUGUGACAGAAGCUCACUUUAUCAAACUAGUGAGCUUGAAGGAUCUAGAAGGAUCAACUAACAAACUAAUCUUAAGGCUGCAAGUUGCAAACUGGAUUCCCCCUUUUCAGUUGGAACAUUUGUCUAUGAGAAAUUGGGUUUUAGGGCCUCAAUUUCCGUUGUGGUUGCAAUCACAGAAGGAUUUAAGUUAUUUAGACAUAAGCAACACAGACAUUUCAUCGCCCCUGCCCGAAUCAUUUGUGAGAUCAUUCUCCAAUUUAAGGUAUUUGAAUAUGUCAAAUAAUCAUAUCCGAGGACCAUUAACGUUCUCUGGUAACCCUGCCACACUUGUGUUUAUUGACAUUAGCUCGAAUGGGUUUCGGGGAUCGUUACAUCCUUUCUUGUGUUCUAGUGGUGUGACAAGCACAUCUUUUCUUAAUUUGGAAAAUAUUCAUUUGUCGGGUGACCUUCCAGAGUGUUAG
Molecule: messenger RNA, 993 nt
Organism: Helianthus annuus (common sunflower)
Lineage: Eukaryota; Viridiplantae; Streptophyta; Magnoliopsida; Asterales; Asteraceae
Product: receptor-like protein EIX2
Exons: 1
Coding region: 1-993 (330 amino acids)
Biological process (GO): hormone-mediated signaling pathway
Cellular component (GO): plasma membrane
Molecular function (GO): protein binding
Source: RefSeq, a predicted model, not a curated record